AUGGGAGACCUCUGCCACCAGCAGCCCCCCGCAGCCACCCCCCAGCGCAGCCGGAGGAAGGCGGGGGACGGCGCGGCGCUGCCGGGGUCCCCGCUGCUCCUCCUCCUCCUCCUCGCCUCCUCGAUGUCUGCUUGCAACGGUGCACCGAUGCCAUCCCAAGCGCUCAAGGUGGAUGAGGAUUUGCAGCUGUGGAAAGAGAUAGAUGAUGCAUGUUCUGCCUACCUGACCACAGAUUCUCAGCCUCAGGUGUCCAGUACACUGGAAGAACUUUGCUUUUUGGUCAUGGGAUUUCUCCAGAAACCACAGGGUGUAGAUGAAAAAGACAACACCAAAAGGUUCUUAUUUCAUUAUUCUAAGACUCAUGACUCAGGCAACUCAGACAUCAUGUCGUCUGUCCUGCAUCCUUUGCUGCAACUCGUUCCCCAGCUUAAUGAGAGAAGACUGAAGAGAUACAAAGUGGACGAAGAACUUCAAGGACCUGGAGGGAUUCAAAGCAGAGGCUACUUUUUCUAUAGGCCACGCAAUGGAAGGAGAUCAGUGGAUUUUCGCUAA
Messenger RNA from Grus americana (Whooping crane), 552 nucleotides. It is a transcript of the gene NMU, whose product is annotated as neuromedin U. Gene Ontology annotation, biological process: regulation of smooth muscle contraction. The transcript is spliced from 9 exons. The record is from RefSeq and is a predicted model, not a curated record. Bases 1 to 552 code for a protein of 183 amino acids. Gene Ontology annotation, molecular function: neuromedin U receptor binding. Lineage: Eukaryota; Metazoa; Chordata; Aves; Gruiformes; Gruidae.